Messenger RNA from Lotus japonicus, 3012 nucleotides. Its product is annotated as probable boron transporter 2. The coding region runs from base 492 to 2747 and encodes 751 amino acids. The transcript has 11 exons. Lineage: Eukaryota; Viridiplantae; Streptophyta; Magnoliopsida; Fabales; Fabaceae. Gene Ontology annotation, cellular component: plasma membrane. Gene Ontology annotation, molecular function: solute:inorganic anion antiporter activity. The record is from RefSeq and is a predicted model, not a curated record. Gene Ontology annotation, biological process: monoatomic ion homeostasis; monoatomic anion transport; transmembrane transport.
UAUACAAGAUCAUUAUAUAUGCAUUGAACCAUAUCAUUAAACAACACCACAAACAAAUAAAAUGUGUUUCAGAUUUAAUGUAAUGCUUCUGUCCAAGCCAAUCCAGCUUGUCAUCAACUGGCAAAACGCGGUUAUCUUCAUCAUCUUAUAAUCAUGUCUAUGUGUUUGUGUCUUCAAAUGCAGCAACACCAAAAUCUCUCACACACUGCAAUCUUCUCCAUCUUCACUUCAUUCCUUUUGUACCCUUUUGUGCUUUUGACUCACAUUGUCGUCUACUUGCAUUUCUGUGUACCCCCACUGUGAAAGUUCCUCCCUUUCUGCUUGCUUAAUCCUCCAAUCCUUUGUCAUUUUGGUCAUUCACUCCAACUGGGGUUUGAAGCUUGGUGACUCGGUCUGUUCCUUAAAAAUUGGAACUUUGUUAGAGCCAAGAUUAACUGAUUUAGUACAGUGCUGUUUCUUCAAAUCUGUACUGUUUUUUUGGGUCAUAAAUCAUGGAAGAGACAUUUGUUCCAUUUCGUGGAAUAAAAAAUGAUCUUCAGCAGAGGUUGAUGUAUUACAAGCAAGACUGGAUUGGUGGUCUCACUGCAGGUUUCAGGAUAUUAGCCCCUACCACGUAUAUAUUUUUUGCAUCAGCAAUUCCAGUUAUUUCAUUUGGAGAACAAUUGGAAAGAGAUACAGGUAAAUUACUCCUAUUGACUAAUAUCCCAUAUGUUGUGUUUCUUGAGUUUUAUUUAUACACUAAUAUAGUGAUUUGGUGCACCUUAAGUUUGAUGUACUGUGUGUUCACCUUUUUUUCAGGUGGAAUACUCACUGCAGUGCAAACAUUAGCAUCUACUGCUGUGUGUGGAAUUAUACACUCAAUUAUUGGAGGCCAGCCUUUGCUGAUUCUUGGGGUGGCAGAACCAACCGUAAUUAUGUACACGUUCAUGUUCAACUUCGCAAAAAAUAGACCGGAUUUGGGUUCAAAGCUUUUUCUAGCAUGGACUGCAUGGGUAUGCAUUUGGACUGCCAUCUUGCUGUUCCUACUUGCUAUCUUAGGAGCUUGCUCCAUCAUCAACAGGUUCACACGCAUAGCAGGGGAAUUGUUCGGCCUUCUUAUCGCAAUGCUCUUCAUGCAAGAGGCUAUUAGAGGACUCAUCCACGAGUUUCGCAUACCUGAGAGAUCAGACCUAACAUUACCUGAGUUUGAAUCUUCAUGGAGAUUUGGAAAUGGAAUGUUUGCUUUAAUUCUGUCCUUUGGCCUUCUGCUUACAGCAUUGAGAAGCCGAAAAGCAAGGUCUUGGCGAUAUGGAUCAGGAUGUCUGCGAGGCUUCAUAGCAGACUAUGGUGUCCCAUUGAUGGUUCUAAUAUGGACUGCUGUUUCUUAUAUACCUGCGGGGAGUACGCCAAACGGAAUCCCUAGGCGCCUCUUCAGUCCAAAUCCAUGGUCUCCUGGUGCAUAUGAAAACUGGACUGUCAUAAAGGACAUGCUGAAUGUGCCUGUUCUCUAUAUUAUUGGAGCAUUUAUUCCAGCGACGAUGAUUGCUGUGCUAUAUUAUUUUGACCAUAGUGUGGCAUCUCAGCUUGCUCAGCAGAAAGAGUUCAAUUUAAGAAAGCCACCUUCUUUCCAUUAUGAUUUACUUCUUUUGGGAUUCAUGGUUAUAAUAUGUGGUCUUAUUGGAAUUCCCCCAUCAAAUGGUGUUAUUCCACAAUCUCCAAUGCAUACCAAAAGUUUAGCUACAUUGAAGCACCAGUUACUUAGAAACAAGCUUGUUGCAAAAGCUAGAAGUUGUAUGAGAAAGCAAGAAAACCUGGGACAAGUAUAUGGAAGUAUGCAAGAUGCUUAUUGGCAGAUGCAAAGCCCUCUAGCUCACCAGGAACCUUCCUCUCAGGGACUAAAAGAGUUGAAAGAGUCAACUAUUCAAUUGGCAUCAAGCUUGGGGAGCAUAGAGGCUCCAGUUGAUGAGUCAAUAUUUGAUAUUGAGAAGGAAAUCGACGACUUGUUGCCUGUCGAGGUUAAAGAACAGCGAGUGAGCAACUUGCUCCAAUCUUUGAUGGUAGGAGGAUGUGUUGCAGCAAUGCCUUUGCUAAAAAGGAUUCCAACUUCUGUACUGUGGGGCUAUUUUGCUUUCAUGGCCAUCGAAAACUUACCCGGCAACCAGUUCUGGGAGCGGAUUUUACUAGUUUUCACUGCUCCAAGUAGACGAUACAAAGUUCUGGAGGAGUGCCAUGCAACUUACGUGGAAACUAUACCUUUCAAGACAAUAGCAGUAUUUACAGUCUUCCAAACUGCUUACUUGCUUGUUUGUUUUGGUAUCACGUGGGUUCCAAUAGCUGGGGUUCUAUUCCCAUUGAUGAUCAUGCUUCUGGUUCCUGUAAGACAAUACAUUUUGCCCAAGUUCUUCAAAGGGGCACACCUUCAGGAUUUAGAUGCUGCAGAAUAUGAAGAAGUACCUGCUUUACCAUUUGAACUAGCUACUGAAGGUAACUUGAGCAGGACAGCUUCAUUUGCAGAUGAUGGAGAGAUUCUAGAUGGAAUGAUUACUCGAAGCCGGGGUGAGUUUAGACGUGUUUGCAGUCUGAAGGUGGUGAGCUCCCCUGGAACUCCAUCCAAAGAGUUGACAGGUAUUCAAAGUCCAAGGUUCUCAGAUAAAGUAUACAGCCCUAGGGUAAACCAACUCAGAGAAAAUCAUAGCCCUCGAGGUGUUGGGAGAGGACCAUUUAGCCCUGGAGAAGCUAAGCCAUCGAAUUUGAGAAAGAGUGGAUAAAGACUACACAUUUUUUUGUUGAUACUAAUGCCUACAAUUCAAGGAUUGCCAGCAAAAGGUGGCAUGCCCCUUGCUUAUUUUAACAUCUGAUUCUUGAGAAUGGCAAUUGUAGCGAUAUAAAUUAUUUAGUGUAGGGAAUUUGUAGCAAGAGUUCUGUCGCUUGUAUACAUAUAUUUUUUUAAAUACCAAAUUGUAGAGAUGAUUAAAGUCUAUGAUUUGUUUGUGAAUGCAAUUGUGGAGGCAUCGAGUGGUGUUUACUAGUUGA